Lolium perenne is the source of this 1031-nucleotide messenger RNA. RefSeq lists its product as uncharacterized. The record is from RefSeq and is a predicted model, not a curated record. Lineage: Eukaryota; Viridiplantae; Streptophyta; Magnoliopsida; Poales; Poaceae.
AGGAAACAAUGACCCUAUAGUUCAGCCCAAAGCCCAUCAUCCUACAACGCUCACCAGUUACCUCCGCCUCCACUUCCCCUCCUGAAAUCUUGAUCCGCCGCACCUCCAGUUGGAGGUCUUCUUGCAUCUUCGACCCGAAGGAGAUGAUUCCCCGCCGGUUCAUCAACCUGAUGAUGAAGGACUCGAGCGUUGGCGGCUCCUACUGGUUGAGCCGCCUGAGGCCCGAGGAGAACCUCUUCUACGCCUCCGUGGGGGAGGCAGUGGCGUCAGAGACGCAAGCCAGGCGGGAGGGAUGCAAGCCCAUCUGCGCGAGCACCACGGACCUGCCCUCGCCGGAGUUCAGGUUCAAGUCGUGGCGCUCGUUCGACCCGACGCUCUGUUUCAUGCCUUUCUACGGGCUCGGCGGUGGCCCCAAGGAGGGCAGGAUCGUCGUGUCCGACUCGGCCGGGCACACCCACCUCUACGACGCCGAGGAGGUCUCCGGCGAGAUGCUGCCCCCCACCAACGAGCCUUCCAAUUGGCAUAGUCCCAUAUCCGUGUGCAUCGCCAAGGAGGAGGCCAGUCACGCCGACGCCCUGUACGCCAUCAACGCGUUUACCUCGACCAACUUCAAGUGUCUAGCCUACGUACUGCACCGGCAAAAAUGCAAUGGCUUGGAAAUGGCUCGAGCCACCGCUGCCGCCCUACUUCCUCGGCGAAGCAGAUCGGACCAUCCAGUCCUACACGCUGCUCCAAGACAACAAGACCAUCUGCUUCUCCUCGCUCAGCGAAGGCCGUGGCUUUGGCACCUACUGGCUACUGCUUCGACACGGCAAACCAGGAGUGGACCAAGGCUGGCAGCUGGACGCUGCCCUUAGUCGGGCGUGCUCUCUGUGUCCCUCACCUGUGCAACCUCUACUUCGGUUUCCAUGACAGCAACCAGGAAAACAUUGUUGCCCUUGAGCUGCCGUCUCCUCUGGGUGGCGAUGCGCCGCCGCCCAAGGUGAUGCACCAGUGGAGAGGCUUCUGCCAGUCCGGCCAUCUGUAAAGAA